ACCUGGUAGUAGCUGACGCCUGACUCAAGUCACUCUGCUCGAAACCUAGACAACCGAAACAGUAUCGUCAGCUUUUCAACAGCCUUGUUGGACGAAAUUGCAGCUUCAGUAUUCACUUUAUUCCAAUCGAAUCGCUGUAGUUCAUUAGAGCAGCAAGCGAUCUACCCUUGAAUAUCUAACAUGCAUCUGAUGUACUAUCAAGAUCAAGAUGGCAAACGAGUUUACACGAUGAAGAAAGUCGACCCGAACGGCAAACCAACUAUUUCUGCUCAUCCAGCUCGCUUCUCACCGGAUGACAAGUAUUCUCGUCAACGUGUUCUAUUAAAGCGCCGGUUUGGCUUACUAUUGACCCAAGCACCCAUGCCUGUGUAUUAGUAUGAAACCACAUCACCAUAUGCAAACUGAUAUCUUACCGAAUUUAAUGUCCUUAUCUAGUACAAGUGGAUAAAUAUGUUGCAAAUUUUCACGAAAUCCGUAUUUUGUUAAUAGGAAGAACAAAUCUUAAAACGCUGUAUUUUGUCCUAAAAAUGUUUAUGUUUUAUCACUAUGGUAUGUUGAUAAGGUUAAAAUCUCUGUAUUGUCCGUGAGGUUAAAAGGAGAACUGCUGUGACCUUGAUCACAGCUUUUAAUGCAUUGUAAUAAGUAUAUUCUUCAUAUGGAAAAUAUUCCACUUCCGAAAUGAU
Trichoplax adhaerens is the source of this 683-nucleotide messenger RNA. RefSeq lists its product as hypothetical. The transcript is spliced from 3 exons. Gene Ontology annotation, molecular function: telomerase RNA binding; box H/ACA snoRNA binding. The record is from RefSeq and is a predicted model, not a curated record. Lineage: Eukaryota; Metazoa; Placozoa; Uniplacotomia; Trichoplacea; Trichoplacidae. Bases 181 to 375 code for a protein of 64 amino acids. Gene Ontology annotation, biological process: positive regulation of telomerase RNA localization to Cajal body; rRNA pseudouridine synthesis; ribosome biogenesis. Gene Ontology annotation, cellular component: box H/ACA snoRNP complex; box H/ACA telomerase RNP complex.